Messenger RNA from Harmonia axyridis, 1838 nucleotides. RefSeq names its product zinc finger protein 708-like. The transcript has 5 exons. NCBI's taxonomy places the organism in Eukaryota, Metazoa, Arthropoda, Insecta, Coleoptera, Coccinellidae. The coding region runs from base 11 to 1801 and encodes 596 amino acids. The record is from RefSeq and is a predicted model, not a curated record. Gene Ontology annotation, cellular component: nucleus.
CAGUGGAACAAUGCAAUGUCCUCAAUGUAAAGAUUUCAUUGAAGGUAGCUUCAAAAGGAUAAUCAAAGAUUCUUGUGGACAUGAAAAAUGUAGAGUGUGUUUGUUACAAGAUGUGGAAUAUUGUCGACAGUGUGAAGAGAAUGGAAAUAUUUAUUUGAACAAUAAAAAUGUAUCGUCAGAAAAUAAGACUUUAUUUGUUGAAAAUAAUCACAGAACAGUAAUAACAUGCAAUAAAGUGCUUAAUAAUGUUAUUGAUAAAGAAGACCAAGAUAUAAAAAAUGAGGGACAUAUAUUAUUGAAUGAAGAUCCAAAACAGUCAAAUGAAGUUGAUGAACAAAAUAAUGAAGCGACUCCAAUAAAAAACAAAUCAAAAUCAACUUUGCAAAAACGCAGAUAUACAAUGAUCACGAUACCUAAUCAUAUAUCUAUAGAAGGAACACCUCCAAUUUUCAUUUGUAAUAUUUGUAAAUCGAAAUUCAAAACUAAAAAUCAUGUGAGGUACCAUAAAUUUUGUUUAGGAGAAAACAAACCAUACCUUUGUGAUGUGUGUAAGAAAUCAUUUGUUUUAAAAUCUCAGCUGCAAAUCCAUGAGUUGAUACAUUCUGGAAAUAAACCAUAUGCCUGCAAGGUAUGUGGUAAAACUUUUAGGGAGCCAGGAAAAUUGAAACGACAUAUGGUCCUUCACACUGAUGAUAAACCACAUGUAUGUGAUGAAUGUGGAAAAAAUUUCAAAACUCUCAAUUCUCUUAAAUUACAUAGAGUAAUACAUACUGGAGAAAAACCUUUCCCUUGUAAAUAUUGUAAAAUGAGAUUUAAUAAUUCUUCCAAUCUGAAGAAACAUACUCUGUCACAUUCUGAUGAAAAAACGCAUAUGUGUGAGCAAUGUGGAAAGAAAUUUAAGCAGAAAUGGGCCUUGACAGUACAUCGUAAAUGUCAUAUCCAUAAACGGGAUUUUGUAUGUGAAACAUGUGAUAAAGCUUUUAAAAACAGCAAGGACCUAAAAAGGCAUGAGACUGUUCAUUUAGAUGUGAAGAUAUAUUCUUGUGGAAUAUGUUCCAUGUCGUUCAGAAGGAAGGAUAAUCUAGGCCGACAUUUCAGAAACGCUCAUCCAGAUAAGGAGCCUGAAAUAAUAAAAAGAGAUUCAAAACCUCCUGAUAAACACAAAGAGGCUGUUGUAGAUAAUCCAAAUGCAAUAAAUGUUAUAAUAUCAUCUCCAAUGACUAAAAAGAAUGAAGAAGCAAACGAUAAGGCUACUUCCAUGCCUAGAACUUGCAUGAAUGGUCCUCUCAAAUUAGCGUUCAAAACUUCGGCUUUCAAAAAGAAUUACAAUAUUAAUCGAGAUCAUCCUUAUGACUCUAAUUCGAGAGAAGUAGUAGUGAAAUCAGCCCCAAAAAUAGUACCAACAAAUAACAAUAUACCUUCUAGAACUUUUCCUAGUGAAUAUUCAUCACCACCUUUCUCUGUCGAUGAAUAUUAUGCUAACCGACCACAUGUUAUCAAAAAUAUCAAGUUCAAAAUACCAAGCAGCUAUCCUCCUGAAAAUGAGGGCUUACUGAAAACUAUUAUGCUACAAUCAAAAAUGAAUUCCGAAGAAGAAAAAAAAGAAAAUAAAAAGAGAGAUGAAGAAUCGAAAGAAAAAGCAGAGUUGCUAGAAAGAAGCUCCAAUCUUACCAAUAAAAAGGAUGAAAAGAUUCUUGUUAAUUCCCAAGAGGUUAGUGCUGCAGUUACUAGCGUUAUUGUUAAUUCAUCCGACCAAAAAAACAUACAUUGGAGAAGAAAAAUGACUAAUAAUAUAUCGUAAUUUUAUAUGUGAAUCAAUAGAGAUCGGCAAAUUCAAA